AUGCAGCAGGUGCAGGCGUGGGUGGUGUACAGGCACGGAGUCUACGACGUUACGGAGUUCGCAGGGGCCCACCCAGGAGGUAACAAGAUUCUGCGGGCGACGGGGAAGUCCCUGGAGCUCUUCUGGCAGCAAUCGGAGCCCCAUUCGCGAGCGGGCGUCCCGGAGACGCUGGAGGAGCUGAGGGUGGGCAAUUUGAGCGAAGAAGACUUUGACAGGCUCGAAGAGCUGAAGAAAUUGCCCUCGACUAGUGACAAGGAGUGUGCGAUGAGAGAGGUCUUCUUUUUUGAAGGUUCUUCGGUGCCGGAGACCUCGCUGUCGCUGGCGGAACUCAAGACGCGCUUCAAGCUGCACAGCGUUACCACGACGAUCCGCUGUGCUACGUCUCGCGCUACUGCUGGCUCUGGAGACAAGCAGUCCACAACGACUGUGCGAGUUCCCGCUGAGUGGACGGGUGUGCUGCUUGCCGACGUGCUGGCGUAUGUAGGGACAGCAGCGGCAUACAUUGAACAGGUACGUUUUGAGGCGCUGGAUACAGAUGCCAAGGGGAAAGCGUUUGGCGCCUCCAUACCGGCGACGACGGCUUUGGAUCGAGAAGUUGGCGUACUGCUCGCGUUCGAGAUGAAUGGCGCUCCGAUUCCCAAAGAGCACGGCUUCCCGCUUCGCGUCGUUGUUCCAGGAACGACGGGCGCGCGCAAUAUCAAAUUCGUCCAUCGCAUCAUCCUCACGUGA
This is a messenger RNA of Phytophthora sojae, 729 nucleotides long. RefSeq lists its product as hypothetical. Gene Ontology annotation, cellular component: mitochondrion. The record is from RefSeq and is a predicted model, not a curated record. Gene Ontology annotation, molecular function: oxidoreductase activity. The coding region runs from base 1 to 729 and encodes 242 amino acids. The transcript has 3 exons. NCBI's taxonomy places the organism in Eukaryota, Oomycota, Peronosporomycetes, Peronosporales, Peronosporaceae.